This is a messenger RNA of Perognathus longimembris pacificus (Pacific pocket mouse), 1821 nucleotides long. It is a transcript of the gene Efcab12, whose product is annotated as EF-hand calcium binding domain 12. The record is from RefSeq and is a predicted model, not a curated record. NCBI's taxonomy places the organism in Eukaryota, Metazoa, Chordata, Mammalia, Rodentia, Heteromyidae. The transcript is spliced from 10 exons. Bases 1 to 1821 code for a protein of 606 amino acids.
AUGCAGGUGUCAGCCCGGCUGCCCGGGCUCCAGGCCUGGCCCUUCCGCUUCGCUGCAGAGCAGGCAUACCAACCCCCAAAGAAACCCCAGACCUACCAGCAGUUCAUCCUAACCCAUCGCACCCACUCAUCGUACCUUGCCCUGUUCCCCCAAGGGUUCUGCCAGCCGGACCCUUCGGACGAUGAAGACUCCGUCCGAAGCCCCACCUUCCGCCCGGAGCUGGUCAUCGCUCACUGCUUCCAGCAGUUCACGCGGAAGGACUUCCGCCUGCCCCGCAGCCGCCGGCGCAUCAUCGUCCUGCCUCCCCAGCGCGGCCAGGAGCCCCGCGGCCCCGGCGCCCGGCCCCCGGCUCCCCCGCAGCCCCUCCCCAGCUACAACGCCUCGGAGCCUGAGGCUCUCCAAGAGCAGCCGCUGGACAGGGAGACCUGGCUCAGCCAGAGGCUGAGGCUGCGGAAACAGCUGGAGUCGCUGGGCAACGUGAGGCGGUGGCUCAACAACAAGGCGGACAUCACGCCGUCGGAGAGCAAGAUCCUACAGGACAUCCAGGACCAGCAUGGCGCGCGGGCGAUGAGGCACCCGAGCGUCCUCAGGACCGCCAUGAAAAGACCGCGAGCGGUGCGCCACCCUCUGCCCCAGCUCCGGCUGCCCAAGCCUGGCUCCCUGGCAGUCGUGUAUUCCUUCCUGUGCAAUCACAAGAUCAAGAUCAUGGAUCUGUUUGAGCAGGCGAACCGUGGCGAGGGCCAGAAGAUCUCCAGGGAGGAGUUCAUUAUGACGCUGAAGGCGAUUGGCAUCCCCCUGAAGAAUCAGGAGCUGGAAGACUUGUUCAUCUACCUCAGUUCUCUCGGGAAACAGAAUGCCAUCACCAUAGACAUCUUGAACAACACCUACAAGCAGUGGUCUACAAGCCAGCCAAGGAGCUUCAGCCCCCAGGGUGCAUCUUACGUCCAACCUAAGUGCAAAGCUCCCCUAAAGAGCUCACUCAAGAAGCCCAGGACGGACUCGGCCCGAGGGCCCCCCAAGAUGGACCUGCUGCAGGUGCCCAAGAUCGACACAGGGCCGGAGUUCCGGCCCUUGACGCUGGAGGAGAUGGAGGACGUGGGCAAACGCUACCGCGAGCGGAGGCGGCGCUGCAAGGUCCCCAUCCCCUCCAUCCAGUACUCGGAGUGCUGCCGCCUGGUGCGCUGCGGGAAGAGGCCCUUUGACGAGCACUGCCUGCCGUCCACCGUGGCCGGGGACAUGAAGGAGCUCAUCAACCAGGCCCGCAGGGACGCCUUCCUCGUCUACCUGGAGUGCUGGAAGGAGUGCGAGGCCUACGGCAUCCCCCUGACGGAGGACGUCCUCAUGAGAGCACUGCUGUACCCCGGAGACAAGAUCGUGUACCAGGAGGAGCAAGUGAUCCCCAUCCGGCAGCCCGGAGGGUACUACCAGGACUGGCUCCUCUUCCCUCUGAGCCUGGCUGUGCGCAGGGCCCAGGGCCUCCUCAAACCCGCGGCUAAGAAGAUCGACAAGAAAACACCAAAGAAAAUGAAGAAGAUGGACUUCAAAGAGUUUGAAGACUUUGCCGGGAAAUUAAAGAAGAGUCCCCGUGCUGCUCAGCACACCCACCCCAAUUUCUUCUGGCCCGGCCAUCUGCUCGAUAAGCUUCGGCUCUACCUGCCCGCGGUGGCCGGGGACGGAAAGCUGGCCAUCUUCAGCUGUGUCCAAGAGAAGAGGCACGCCUACCCCGCCACCUACCACCCCAACCGCUCGUGGCCGCUGGGGGACAGGAACUAUGUCACCUACGCUAAUUACGACACGACCAAGGUGUAUUCCAUCACCUAA